Naumovozyma dairenensis CBS 421 is the source of this 1779-nucleotide messenger RNA. RefSeq names its product mitofusin complex protein UGO1 (gene UGO1). The record is from RefSeq and is a predicted model, not a curated record. Bases 1 to 1779 code for a protein of 592 amino acids. The transcript has a single exon. Lineage: Eukaryota; Fungi; Ascomycota; Saccharomycetes; Saccharomycetales; Saccharomycetaceae.
AUGUCUAGAAACUUCGACGAUCAAACAACAAGCCUUUUUCCAAGUAUAUCAUCAUCUGCACCUUCCUCCUCCUCAGGAGCAACAUCGUCCCUCAAUACAGAACCUGUCGGAAUAUCAAGACUACAAGCAAGACCAUAUUAUGAUCCAGAUACUUUUAAUAUAGGCUAUUCAUCUGUUUUCAAUCCAGACAAAGGUGUAUUGGAUAUCAAUGGCACCCCUAUAGCAUCUAAAUUAUCUAUCGCUAAUCAAAAUAAUAGUAACACUGCUGGUAGCAAGAAUAUAUUCCAGGAUUCAGACUCCAUUUUCUCGAAAUUCCCAUUGAUAUACGGUUCUAACAAAAGAAGGAACAUGUAUGGUAACUCUAACAACAACAAUAUACUGGGGAAUAAUAACCUAAAUACAAAUAAUAGUAGUAAACGUAUAUCACCACCAUUGGAAUGGAAUGAAAUAAUUAUUCUUAAAAAAUGGAAAGAAAAUAUAGUACAAAUUUGUAAAAAUUUCAUUAAUGUCUAUUUUAAUCAUUUAAUUCAACAACCUUUUGAAAUUUCAAAAAUUAUUAUGCAAAUCAUUGAUUUUAAACCUCCAAUGAUUUUACCAUCGAAUUCUGACGGUUCUAUACCUAACAAUACUCCUAUCAUACUGGAGGAUUCUUAUGGGAAUAUUAUUAAUGAAGACCAAGAUACCAAUGGUUUUCAAAAUCUGGGGAAUGAAAAGGAAGAGGAUGAUGAUGAUGAUGAAGAAGAGGAAAUUGACUAUUUCCCAAUAAAAAGAUCUAUAGAAUUAGAACCACCUACACUAAAUAACGAUACUAGCAGCGAUACGAACGAUACUGACGAUAAUACUCACAGAGAUAAGCGAAAUAAGAGGAUUAGUUUAGUGGAUCCAAAUGUAAUUACACCAUUAUCUUUAAAUACCAUAGAUAUUUUGAACUCAAUAAUAGAUACAGAAGGUAUCGUUGGACUUUGGAGAGCAAAUCAUACUACAUUCUUAUUGAAUUUUUUGAAAAUUUCCAUUAAUUCAUGGUUAGUCAAUUUAAUUUCAUCAUCAUUAAUUGGUAUAAAUAAUUCCACAAACAUAUUAAUAUUACCUAAAUCAUCAUUCCAACAUUUAAUAUUGGCAAAUUUAAUUUCAAACAUCUUAACAAAUUUAAUCUUAAUCCCAAUUGAUUUGAUUAAAUUGAAAUUGAUAGUAACAUCCAUAAAUACUGAUAAUAAAAAUAAAAGAAGUUUAAGACAUAUGAUUAAAAAUUGGUCAUGGAGAAAUGAUGGUCCCAAAUUACCCAUAUCAAUAUGGUUAUCAACAAUAUUAAAAUCAAUAGUAACGGUAACUUUUGGUAAAAAUUUUGAUAUCUUAAUUUAUUAUAAAUUUAAUUUAGAGAAAUUCUCAAACUGGAAAAUCUUUUAUUCAAUCAAAUUUUUAUCUAAAAUUAUUGAAUUGAUCUUUAAAUUACCCGUCGAAACUAUCUUAAGAAGAAAUCAAUUGAAUUUCUUAUUGAAUUAUAAUAGUAAUUUGAAAAUUAAAACAAUUGAUAACACCCCUAAAAAAAUGUACAUAUCGAAGAUGAAAGUAAAACAUACCACAACGAAAACUGAAGAGAACGAACCUACUUCGAUUGAAUUGCAUGAUAAAUUAAUUAUUAGACCAAAUUUUUCAACAAACAUUUCAAAAGAUUUAUGGAAUGGUUGGAAAAUAAGUUUAAUUAGUGUUUGUUGCGGUUAUGGAUUCAGAAUGUUAAAUAAAAUAGAUGAUGAUUUAAAAUUAGAAUUGGAAAAAUUCUGA